GCGGCGACCUUCUUUGUGCCCUUCUCUCCUUUUCGCGGGGCGGGGGGCGGCCUGAGAGGGACGGGACGGAGCGCUGUCCCCAAAGGGACCGCCCGAACCGGCGGGCAGAGAGCUGGGGCUGUCUCCGAUUUAUAGAAAUAAAAAGCGUCGCGCUUAAUGACUAACGCUUCUUUAUUGGUGUGUCGCUACUAACAGCGCUUUGACAGCAAGCGUUUCUGUCGCAGGCCACGGAAACGUAAGCGGGCAGCGCGGCCGUGCCCGUGUGGCAGGAGGAGCACGCGCGGGAGAGAGCUGCAGCCGGCGGGAAACGGGCGGUGAGGGGGAGGGGGCGGUUAGGGCGGCGCUGAGGUGAGUCUGGCGAGAAGCUGCAGUAGGUGUGGGAAGGGAGGCUGGCUUCUGUAACAGGCUAACGUCGCGCUGGUUAUCCUUCAGGUAAAUUAAACAUUGCCACGCACAAGAACUAAGAGUUGAGUGACAUGUGCAAUGGCCAGUUCUUUAAGAGGUGAAGUACUGAACCUUUAUAAAAAUCUGCUGUACCUUGGAAGGGAGUAUCCCAAAGGAGCAGACUACUUUAGAAGCCGGUUGAAAGCAGCUUUUCUAAAAAACAAAGAUGUGAAAGAUCCUGAAAAAAUUAAGCAGCUGAUUGCCCGAGGAGAGUUUGUUAUAAAAGAGUUGGAGGCUUUGUACUUCCUCAGGAAAUACAGAGCUAUGAAAAAGCGCUACUACAGCGAUGACAAAGAAUAACUGCUGCGACCCUCCCUGUAACAACACAAAGCCAUAAACAGUCAAUAAAAGAAAUGAAACU
This is a messenger RNA of Gallus gallus (chicken), 805 nucleotides long. RefSeq names its product electron transfer flavoprotein regulatory factor 1 (gene ETFRF1). Lineage: Eukaryota; Metazoa; Chordata; Aves; Galliformes; Phasianidae. Gene Ontology annotation, biological process: respiratory electron transport chain. Gene Ontology annotation, cellular component: mitochondrion. The record is from RefSeq and is marked validated.